Penicillium chermesinum is the source of this 1125-nucleotide messenger RNA. Its product is annotated as FAD-dependent oxidoreductase. The coding region runs from base 1 to 1125 and encodes 374 amino acids. The transcript has 2 exons. Gene Ontology annotation, molecular function: D-amino-acid oxidase activity; FAD binding. Lineage: Eukaryota; Fungi; Ascomycota; Eurotiomycetes; Eurotiales; Aspergillaceae. The record is from RefSeq and is a predicted model, not a curated record.
AUGGGUGGCAGCAAUUCCGUGAACGGCUCGUUGCUGCCUUUCUCGCAACGGCCAAUUGUUAUCCUUGGGGCUGGUAUAAUUGGCUGUGCUGCUGCGCGCCAGUUGUUAAGGGCCGGGUUUUCCGUUGUGGUGGUGGCCGAAUUCUUGCCAGGCGACCAAGAUAUCAACUACGCAUCGGCCUGGGCUGGUGCCGCAUGGCAUGCUGCAGGCGGCAUCACGCCUGACCAGCGAUACUACCAGGUCAUCUCACAUCGAGUCCUGUUGAGGAUGGCCCAGGACCCAGAGUCGGGCGUCCACGUCGUGGAUGGACGUGAAUAUCUGGAGAAGGAGCCCGCUCCAAACUCUGCUAUUUGGGGAAGAACGGUGGUUUCUAAGGUACGAAGACCUGAAUCAUCGCACCUUGCUGGUUCGCCUGGGCUAACACAGAUCCUGCAGUUCCGAGAACUGAACCAAGGGGAGUAUCCCGCCAACUUCCAUUCUGCGUGGGCAUAUGAUACCUUAGUGACUGACCCAACCCGGCACAUGCCUUGGUUGGGACAGCAAAUUACCAAACUCGGCGGUCGGUUCGUCCGCCAGCGAGUCAACUCUUUGGAAGAGUUAUACUCCAUGUUCCCCGAAUCCACGCUCUUCAUCAAUGCGAGUGGAAUUGGCAGCAAGACCCUCACAGAUGUUCAGGACGACAAUGUCUACCCCGAGCGAGGUCAGAAUGUAUUUCUACGAACAGAUGCGUGCCACACCUUCUACUUCCGGAAUGGUCAAGAGUACACUUAUGUCAUUCCUCGACCGUCCUCGCAAGGGGUUGUGUUAGGCGGCGUCAAACAGCAAGGAUCUCUCUCUCCCGAGGUGGAUCCGGAGAUUGCACGAGACGAGCUCGAACGUGCGCACCGUUUGGCCCCGGAUGUCGUCCCAGAGAAGCCAUCAGCCGAGAACAUCAGCCAUAUCAUUGGCAUCCGGUCCUCGCGGAAGGGCGGCUUCCGCCUCGACUCGGAGAAGCAGGGCCACCGAACACUGCUGUCUGCCUAUGGAUUCGGCGGCGGCGGCUACGCAUUUUCAUACGGCGUGGCCGAUGCGAUACAGAAACUGGUGGAGCGAGCAGAGCGCGAGCAUGUCAUUGUUGAAGAGUAG